Onychomys torridus (southern grasshopper mouse) is the source of this 1320-nucleotide messenger RNA. It is a transcript of the gene Gjc3, whose product is annotated as gap junction protein gamma 3. The record is from RefSeq and is a predicted model, not a curated record. The coding region runs from base 397 to 1173 and encodes 258 amino acids. Gene Ontology annotation, biological process: cell communication. Lineage: Eukaryota; Metazoa; Chordata; Mammalia; Rodentia; Cricetidae. Gene Ontology annotation, cellular component: connexin complex. The transcript is spliced from 3 exons.
CAGCUCCACUUCCGGAGCCAGCGUCUCAGUGAGCUCAAACAUCCCGAGACAAUUAACCAAUAUAAUGUACAUAAUAAACCCUCACUCUUGUUUCAGAUGACCUCAAAGAUCCCCAUCCCCAUUCACUUAGAGGAUACAUCCCGUACCAUGAACACCAGAGUCCUUCUCCAGGGCUUGUGCCUGGAGGGCCGGGUCCUUCAAUUGAAAUUCUUUUAUGCUGCAGAGAGCCUGCCGGGAAAGAACUAGAGAAGGCGAAAAGAGUGGGUGGCUGCAGGAGGCAGGGCCAUCAUCCCAAGAGCCUGGACCCUGAGGGUUCCAGUGUGAGGAUUCCUUUUGGCGUCUCUCCUUUCUGGUUGCUGCUUCUGCUUGGAGCUGCCCGGCAAGCACUGUGGCAGAAUGUGCGGCAAGUUCCUGAGGCAGCUGUUGGCUAAGGAGAGCCAGCAUUCCACCCCCGUGGGGCGCUUCCUGCUUCCGGUGCUCGUGGGAUGCCGCAUCCUGCUUCUGGUUUCCAGUGGACCUGGGGUUUUUGGUGAUGAUGAGAACGAGUUCAUGUGCCAUUUAGGGCAGCCAGGCUGCAAGACCACUUGCUAUGACAUCUUCCGCCCCCUUUCUCCAUUGCGCUUCUGGGCCUUCCAAGUCAUCCUGAUGGCUGUACCCAGUGUCCUUUACGUGGGUUUCACUCUGUAUCAUGUGAUUGGAUACUGGGAGGAGCCAGAAACAGAAAACAAGGAACAAGAGACACGGAUUUGCAAGGGCGACCAUAGCAAGGAUGUCUCAGGGGCUGGAAGCCUCAAGCUUCUCUGGGCCUAUGUGGCACAGCUUGGGUCGCGGCUGGUCCUUGAGGGAGCAGCCUUGGGAGUUCAGUACCACCUGUAUGGCUUCAAGAUGCCCAGCACAUUCAUAUGUCGUGAGGACCCAUGCAUCGGCAGCACAACCUGUUUCCAGUCUCACCCGUCUGAGAAGACCAUUCUCCUCAACACCAUGUUUGGAAUCAGUGGGGCCUGUCUCUUGUUCACUUCCUUGGAGCUUAUGCUUUUGGGUUUAGGGCGGUUUUGGAGGAUGUACAAGCACAAACUUUCCUUUUUAAAGAACUUGCGAACCUCAAAGAGCUCCGUAAGAUGCAAGGACCCAGCUGAUGACUUGUCCGUGGUGGAGACAAAGGAGCCAUUUUGAGAAGCAGAGUUCUAAAGUUACCUGACUUGCCUGCCGAAAACCCUGUGCCUGGAUCUUCCUACACACAUCCAGUGAGAUGGUUGGUGAGACAGUACAGUGGGUAAAGGCGCUUGCCACCAAACCUCAUGAUCUGAAACCCAUCUCCAG